UAUAAACUAUCAAACCCGACACUGGAGAUGGAGGCCGCGUGUGCGCCUGCGUUAAUGCCGGACUCUGAAAAUAAAGAGAGCCGCGGUGACACGGACUCGGCCGCAGCGCGUGGAGGGUCGAGUGAGCCGAGUGUGAGCCUCCAGCAGCCCCUGGCGGAAAGUCGGAGCUCAGCCAGGCGCAGGUUCAUACGCACUAAUCUGUGGUUCUCGGAAUCAGAGGAUCACGGAACGGAGACGCCCGAAUGCGGCGACAGCAUCAGCACCGGUGUCCGCGUCGGGAACGCGCGCAGAACCAGAUACCGAAAGAGCUCGAGCGCGGGGAGUCCGGUGCGGUCCGCGAGCUGCAGCGACGCACCGGGACAGAAAAGCGAAGCCGAGCACAGGCAAGACCCCGCCACCGCCACCACCACCACUACCACCACGAGCUCCACCGCCGCCGCCACCGCGAGCACCGCCGCCGGGAAGGACGAGCCCGGGCACGCGGAGGAGGAGGAGGAUGAAGAAGAGGAAGCCGGGAUGACGGCGGUCAGCACUUCACCCAGCGGCCGCUUCCUCAAGUUCGACGUGGAGCUCGGCAGAGGCUCAUUCAAGACCGUGUACAAGGGUCUGGACACAGAGACCUGGGUGGAAGUGGCCUGGUGCGAACUGCAGGACCGUAAGCUGUCUAAAGUGGACCGUCAGAGAUUCAAGGAGGAAGCAGAAAUGCUGAAAGGUCUCCAGCACCCCAACAUUGUUCGCUUCUAUGACUUCUGGGAGUCUCCCGUCAAAGGAAAGAAGUGCAUCGUCUUGGUUACUGAACUAAUGACAUCGGGCACAUUAAAAACGUACUUGAAGCGCUUCAAGGUGAUGAAACCAAAGGUGCUGCGGAGUUGGUGCAGGCAAAUCCUCAAAGGUCUGCACUUUCUGCACACACGCACGCCUCCCAUCAUCCACAGAGACCUAAAGUGCGACAACAUCUUCAUUACAGGCCCCACAGGUUCAGUAAAAAUCGGGGACCUGGGCUUGGCUACGCUCAAGAGGGCUUCCUUUGCCACCAGUGUCAUUGGCACGCCUGAGUUCAUGGCUCCAGAGAUGUAUGAAGAGCACUAUGAUGAGGCCGUAGAUGUGUAUGCGUUUGGCAUGUGCAUGCUGGAGAUGGCUACAUCUGAGUAUCCAUACUCCGAGUGCCAGAAUGCUGCUCAGAUCUACCGCAAAGUCACCAGUGGUGUCAAGCCAGCCAGCUACAGUAAAGUCCCAGUUCCAGAAAUUAAGGAGAUCAUAGGGGAGUGUAUCCGCUAUCACUGGGAGGAGAGAUACUCCAUUAGGGAUCUGCUGAAUCAUGCCUUCUUUGCAGAGGACACUGGCGUCAGGGUAGAACUCGCUGAGGAAGAUGAUGGCAAGAAAACAUCGAUCGCGCUCAGACUUUGGGUGGAGGAUCAGAAGAAGUUAAAAGGGAAAUACAAGGACAGUGGUGCAAUUGAGUUCACCUUUGACCUCAACAAAGAGGUGCCUGAGGCUGUUGCUCAAGAAAUGGGUGACUCUGGUUUAUUCCUGGAGAGUGACUUAAAGAUUGUUGGCAAGUCAAUCCGGGAUCGCGUAGCUCUCAUAAAAUGGCGUAGGGAGCGGACCAUCUCCAGGGCCAAAAGCGAGACUGAACAAAAAGUCACUGAGGACCAUGUGCCUCAGGAUCUCUCUCUUAGGUUGGCACAGAGUGCCAUGCCCAGUGCUCAAACCGAGCCUGGGGAUCAUGACAGUGAGUCGGUCAACCUCUCUAGUGGCCCCACCAGUUCGACUACAUCAGACAGCAUUGCCGGCCCUACAGCAAUCUCAGAUGUUUUGCAUAACCAGCAAAGCAUAAUUUACCAUGAGUCCAGCACUGCAUCUCGGAAAGUCCUUAGUCCACCAGGGCAGCUCCUUACUCAGUUUCAUCAUGUGACCCAACAGCAACUAACCUCUCAGCUUUACCUGGAGGCUCAAAACCAGAUAGCUGCUCAGCUGCAUUCAGGAGCACAGCAAGUACCUGUGGCCCAGUACAAGCAAGAGAUCGUACAACAACUGGUGGAUCCACAGGAUCCCACUGUCCAGCUGCACCAAGUGGCCCAGCAACAGCCCAUCACCCAGUUACAUCCAGAGGACCAGCAGCAACCGACAUUACAUCUCCACCAUGGAGCGCAGCAACAACAGCCUGCUGCCCAGUUACUCCAGGGGGUCCAGCCACAAGGAACACAGCAAAACCCCACUGUGCAGCAUCAUGUAGCCCAUCAGCAGCCUUCAUCAGUAGCACAGUGCCAACAGGAGGUCCAACGACAAACUGUAGCACAGGUUUAUCAUGGAACUUAUCAGCAAUCCACUACUUCGAUACAUCAAGGAGCCUUUCUGCCACCCUCUGUACAGCUCAAACAGAGUCUUUACCAGCAGUCUCCUCCACCAACUGGUAAAUUGGUUCAGCCUCGUACUAUAUCAGCUCCUGCAACCCCAGCAGCAACUCUACCACAAGGACAGGAGUUUCACCUCUAUCUCCAUCCUGCAGCUUUCCUGUCCCAGACAUUAGCUAAUCUACAGCCAGUAAUGGAGUCAACUUCUGAUGGACAGACACAUCCUCAACAUCUGCAUCAACCAGCUUCUGCAAUGCUCAGCACUACCCAGCCUUCUCAAGCACAGCACCCAGUUCAUGGCACACCCAUACUGCAGCCUCUGCAGAUUUCCACUCAGUUUUCUUCACCAUACUCCAUUAUGUCAACAGUGAGCACUCCUGCCAGAAGUGAAGCAGUAACAUUUUCCCCUAUGACAUACAGUACCCCCUACCCCAGUAGUGCUCCUCCAGUACCUCCAUCCUACUACUCCCCCAGUCCAGUCCAUGUCCCGCUACCACUCGUAGCUGCGCAAAACAUGUCCUCUAUACCUGGAGCAGGUACACCACAAACCCCAGCAUCAGCUCCUCUGGGAUCAGUUCUAGGCAUUACCAUUUCUCCAUCCCUCAUACCACCACAACAGCAGGUACACCCUUCUGUUCUUCCACCGGAGGGUUCUCCCCUUCAGACCCAACCCAUGCAGUCAUCUCUGCCCCUCUCUCAUACAUUGAUGCAACCACCGCCCUCCUUUCUUCCACAAGAGCCCUGUAUCUCUGCACCACAUGCACAGGAUGAAACCCUAGUACAUGCGCAUGCAGACCCAACUCAGAUCACGUCUCUUCCACACAGAGAGGAAUCUGAACAACAAUUUACUGCAGAUACUUGUGUGAGCACCAUGAAGAAUGUUCCUGUGGUACCUCUGCAACCUGCUGGAAUGCAGACAACAGCUGCAGCAGGUCAAAGUUGCACUGAACCAAGCAAUACUCAGCAGAUCCAGGAGACGGCAUCUGUAUUCAGUCCUCCUGCAUCUGACCCAAGCCAUGAGGAGCCAGUACCCAUGCCACUCCCCAUCUACACAUGUGACAGUUUGAAUUCAGAUGCAGCUUCUGGUAAGGAGAUGAGUGACAGUUACGAUGGCACCAUCAGUGGUGGGAAAAGUGAAGGGAAACCCCGAAAACAUCGCAAGUCUGCUCGCACCCGUUCACGGCAGGAGAAGACCAGCAAACCCAAACUCAGCAUACUCAAUGUUUGUGAUACUGGUGAUAAAAUGGUGGAAUGUCAGCUGGAAACCCAUAACCACAAAAUGGUGACGUUCAAAUUCGAUCUGGACGGGGAUGCACCAGAGGAAAUAGCAACUUACAUGGUGGAAAAUGGCUUCAUUCUGCCCUCAGAGAAGGAGAUAUUCAUUGAUCUGCUAAAAGACAUUGUAGACAAGGCCGAGGACAUGCUAAGUGAGGAAGUAGAAGGGGAAAGACCCAGUGUACUGAGGGAUACCCCACUUGAAAGCAGCUCUUCUGGAGGAGUGGGGGAUGAGAGUCUUAGAGGACACAAGGGCAGUGCGUCUCAGCCUGUUUAUCAACAGAAUGUGCUUCUGACUGGUAAGAGAUGGUUCAUUAUCUGCCCUGUGGAUGAGCCCAGUGUCAGUCAGGACGUGUCCUCAGAGGGAGCUACAGCCACAACCCAUACAAGUGGACUGAGUGAUGGCACUGCACAGACUCAGACUGCUGACAGCAGCACAGCACAGCCAGUGGAACACUGCACUGCACCUGCUUCUACAGAUUCGACAGGUUAUGCCACGGCUCCACCAUCUGGUGGUAGUGAUGCUCAUGGAUUCAGCCCACAAUCUCUGACCACCGUAGACCCUUUAUCUUUGGUUACACUCUCUACCACUCUGCCAGUGCAGUCUGUAAAUGGCCCAAUUACACCAACCCAUGCUGCCCAACAGGUGGCGGAUCUGGUCUGUGCUACAUCAAGAGCUGAGGAUGUACCCUGCUGCCCUCUAGUCAUGCCCUUAGCACUGGAUACAGGUGUGGGCACCCAGCGCUCCUCACCAGUGACACCUCCCCUCAUGCAGGACACUCACGGCAUUGUACUGCAGCAGCCGUUUGCAUCUGUCGGUGGUGCCAAGCCCCCUUCUCUGCCCCAGAGCCCUGCCACCUCUCAGCACCAUCAUGCCCCCAACGAAUCCGAUGGGGAAAGUCGGGCCCGGGUGGGGUUUGUGGACAGCACCAUCAAGACACUAGAUGAGAAGUUGAGAAAUCUACUGUAUCAGGAAUAUGUGCCCAUGUACCCAUCAGGGUGUGUAGCAGAGACUCCAGGCUCAGGAACAGAGUAUGUGCAGUCUCCACCUGGACCAGAGAGUGCGACAGUGGGGUUGGGUAGCAGCACAACUAAAACGAUUGGAGAUGGACGCAUAAGAGCUGGGGAGCAACUGCCGCAGAUUCCAGAGCGAGUUGACAGCCUAAGCGACUCUGCCGUUGCUGUUACAGUGUCAAAGAAACCAAUAAUGCCCCACUCCACGUCCUGCUCGAGCUCCAGGAGUCGCUAUAAGAUGACAUCCGGUGCUCCUGACUUCCUUUCUGGGACCCAGAGGAAGCAGCGAAGUUGGAGCAGCACAGCUUCUCCAGCACACCCUGGUCCUGGUUAUGGGGAGCACAGCAUUUACACCGACAGAAGUGCUGCGAUCUUUAACAUGGAGGACAACGAAACCACACGCAGAAAACACAGCAGCAGGAAUUCAGCUCCGCCUGAUUUCUGCCUGGACCCGCUGUCCUCCCUCAAUGAGCGUAGCUGCCUGCCACAAGCUCGCACGUCCAUCUCAGCGGAUGUCCACGCUCGCUUCAUGUCUUCUGACUCUGGUGCAGAAAGCAGCCCAGCCAAAAUGGUGCCUCCUACACCAUCUCGCUCAGAAAGGCGAGGAAGCGACCUCAUGAAAAGGGCGGUGGCCUUCCUGAGGCGUUCGGGCCGCAGCAGCAGCGUGCAGAGCUCUGAUUCCCCCAGCAGACAUGGUGGCACAUAUGGCUCGUACCUGAGCAGCGAUAAUGACUCCGAGAUAGAGGACAUGGACAUUAAAAAUGAACUGCAGAGACUGAGGGAGAAACAUAUGAAGGAAAUUUCAGAGCUGCAGGCUCACCAGCAUGAUGAAAUUGAGCUGCUCUAUCGUCGGCUUGGUAAAGCCCCUCCUUCUGGCAUUAGCCUUGCAUCAACAUUGCCACCUGCUGGACGAAGACGUAAAGCCAGCAAGCACAAACUUAGGGCAAGCAAACUGCUUAGCCCUCUGGUCCAGCAGAUAAGAAGCGUCACCAAAACUAGCGACAGCAGCAAACCUGCUGAGUCUGCUGUGAGCAUGAACGGUUCUCCAGCCAAAGCCUCAGAAGGGUGUGCAAGUCGCUCUUGCUCUGGGACUGACACUUUACCCAGCUCUGUAUCAGAACCGGUCCAAACCCAGCAGCCCUGCUCCCUCAAAACGUCAAUGUCAUCUGAUAACAUCUGUUCUGGACUACAGGGGAAGGGAGCUGAAGUGUACAGCCAUCCAGCACAGGGCUGGUCUCCUCAUCCCCCAGCAGCUGAGAGGGUCACCUAUAAAUCCAGCAGUAAACCACGUGCUAGAUUCCUGAGUGGGCCUGUUUCUCUCUCCAUCUGGUCAACGCUGAAACGGCUCUGCCUGGGGAAAGAACGUGGAAACAGGACAGCAGGUCCUCCAGGGGCAUCCAAUUAUCCCCAGAUUCCCCCAGAUUCAACCCCCUCACCACGUCACCCAGCAGUGGGGGUAGCGCAAGCACAAAGCAACAACAGCAACAACAACAAUGACCUUUGCUCUGAGGAUCUGCAGAGGUUGGUGGACACGUGGGGCCCCAAACUACCUUGUUCAAUCGCUCACUCCUUCAGCCUGAGAUCACAGCAAGCCACCAGAGCUAGAACCAGGAGUGCUGAAGGGGUGCUUCCAGGCUCAGCAGCAGUCGCUUCUGCUUCACUACUUUCCUUCUCCUGGCCCAGGAUUAAUUCCCACGCCUACUCUGAGAUGACUGAACCCUUGCUUACUCUCGAGGAUGGGUCAGUGCAUGACAACCAUUUUGAAGAAUUUCAAAGUAGUCCAGUGUACAUUACUCACUGGCCUGCACUGAGCUUUGCUCUUGAACAGGGAGGGUUCAUGUUCUCCACAGUAGCCUCUUCCUGGACCAGACAGUCAUCACCACCAGACACCCUCUUAUCACAAAACAGGACUCCUACACCCAUGUUUCCCUUGUUGUAGCAUCAGCUUCAUUUCUCUUCAGUAUUAUUGGUACCUUGAACAACCUUAUAUUUUAAAAGCAUGCACAGUCAAUCCUGAAUAUUUUAAAUAUUCAUGCAGUUGAUAUUAUAUUAACAUUUUUCCCGGUAGUUGAAUAUGUACAUUUCCAUGAUUUAUGUACAGUGUAUUUUUACAUCAAAGUUCGAAAAGUUACAUCAUGUGCAUACAAUCACACCCAUGAUGAUCUAUUAACAGAGUUACUGUUGUACACUUUGUUUGAAAUGCCUGUACAACACUGUAUAUGAGCAUAUCCAAAUGUAGCUUGAGGCCCUCUUUAAAGUAUUAAUACAGCUUAUUUAUUUAUUUAUUUAUUUAUCACUGUGACCCAUUGAGACCUUCCUGCAGUAAUUAGUGCUUUAUACCAAGGAAUCUGGACAAGUAGAUAUAUUUGUUUAAAUAGAACUUGUCAUUGGCCUGGAGGAGCAAAGGAGACAUUUUCAUACUGACUGAUGAUUCAAGGUGGAGUUUACAUGAGUGCCUUGAACAGCAAGUUUGGACCCACUGGGUGAGCGGCAAUACCAAUCCAUGAAGAAAAUCAACAACCUGCUUUUUUAUGUAGGGAGAAGGUCCCUGAAGAUGAGUACAGGAAAUCAUGUUGUAAAUAAAAAGCUGCAAAUCAUCUUCCCAUCAUUUAAUUUGCAGGACUUUGUGCUGAAUUGGCCAUCUAGGACAAACUGACGAACACCCAGGCAAUAUUUAAACACAAAGACACAGUGCGGGAUUUGUAAAAUGGCCAAGGUUGGUGGUGAAGUGUGCAGAACCAGAAUGUUGAAAGUACAGGAAGUGUACAAGGUGUGUUUAAAAUGAGGUGUGUAUACCCGGGGAUACAGCAGAGAGUUCAUGUACACUAUUUGUAAUAUUACACUGUGCUAUAGCAUAGACUGUGUGUGUGUGUGUGUGUGUGUGUGUGUGUGUGUGUGUGUGUGUAGAUGGCCACUUUCUAAAUGCGAAACAAUUUUAGUGUAUUCAAAAUGCAGUCUCCUCAUCCCCCCUUUUGUCUAUCCAAUCAGAAUAAUGUAUAGACACAUCUGCUUUGUGUAAGAAAAUGCCUUACUCCACAGAAUGACUCGAAAACAGUUUACCGAAAUGUAUAAAUGUGUUGUUCCAUAAUCGAACUGUACAAAAAAAACAUUCUUUAUAGAACUAAAUACGUGUACACUUGUACAGUGUAUAGUUAUAAGGCUAAUACUUUAACCAGCUUUUCCAUAUUUUCUGCUUAUGUAUCUUAGCUAUGCAAAAAUGCCCAGAAUAAUGAUAAUGAUGAUGAUGAUGAUAAUAAUAAUAAUAAAAAUAGUGCAUUACUGCCAUGAGGUUCUUUGCUUGUAUAUGCUUGCACUAAAAUCCCACUGUGCUCACCAUGUCCUGUUCUUCCUGUGUUUGCAGACUAAGUCCUAGUCUGGACACUGUUUGCAAGAUUAGAUAUUAAAAUCUCAUGUUUACCUGAA
This is a messenger RNA of Silurus meridionalis, 8066 nucleotides long. RefSeq names its product WNK lysine deficient protein kinase 2 (gene wnk2). NCBI's taxonomy places the organism in Eukaryota, Metazoa, Chordata, Actinopteri, Siluriformes, Siluridae. Gene Ontology annotation, cellular component: cytoplasm; cytosol. The record is from RefSeq and is a predicted model, not a curated record. The transcript is spliced from 30 exons. Gene Ontology annotation, biological process: protein phosphorylation; positive regulation of potassium ion import across plasma membrane; monoatomic ion homeostasis. Gene Ontology annotation, molecular function: chloride channel inhibitor activity; ATP binding; potassium channel inhibitor activity. Bases 28 to 6582 code for a protein of 2184 amino acids.